UCCAGCUGCCAGUGCAGCGUCUAUGUCUGGUAUCGCGAGACUAGAGGAAGACCAAUUUUUAAUGUUUUAUUUUUGUGGGUCUAUUCCAGGGUUGCUUGGUGCCUGCUGAAACAUAAUUAGGCGAACGAUAGUGUUCAAAUUAUCAACAGACAACGCUCUCCCGCGGCAUCGUCCAUACCUUCUGCCAGACGAGGUGCAAGAUGCUGGUCACAAUUAAUCGCUAAACAACUGACACAUUUGUUGAACCGUGAAGGGUGGGUUUGCAGAACCGAUCUGUCAAACGGAGACCAUAAAUGUGAUUCCUUCUGCCGCGAUCGUCAUUUGUAAAGACGGGCAGAUGAUGUCUGGGAAGCAUUUCAAGGCUCAUGAAGUCAGUUGCUGUAUCAAAUAUUUCAUAUUCGGAUUCAAUAUAAUAUUCUGGUUGCUUGGAGUAGCAUUCCUUGGAAUUGGACUGUGGGCAUGGAGCGAGAAGGGAGUUUUGUCCAACAUCUCAUCCAUUACAGACCUGGGGGGGUUCGACCCCGUCUGGCUCUUCUUGGUGGUAGGGGGUGUGAUGUUCAUCCUAGGAUUUGCUGGUUGCAUCGGCGCACUGAGAGAGAACUCAUUCUUGCUAAAAUUUUUCUCCGUGUUCCUGGGCAUCAUCUUUUUCCUGGAGCUGACUGCAGGAGUCCUAGCUUUUGUUUUUAAAGACUGGAUCAAGGACCAGCUGAACUUCUUCAUUAACAACAACAUCCGGGCCUACCGAGAUGACAUCGACCUGCAGAACCUUAUAGACUUCACCCAGGAAUAUUGGGAAUGUUGUGGGGCCUUCGGGGCAGAUGAUUGGAACUUGAAUAUCUAUUUCAACUGCACCGACUCCAACCCAAGUCGAGAGAAAUGUGGAGUUCCCUUUUCCUGCUGUACAAAAGAUCCAGCGGAGGACGUCAUCAACACCCAGUGUGGAUACGACAUUCGAGCAAAAGCAGACUCGGAGCAGAGAACGUUCAUCUACAUCAAAGGUUGCGUCCCUCAGUUUGAGAAAUGGCUUCAAGACAACCUGACUGUGGUUGCUGGCAUCUUUAUUGGAAUUGCAUUACUACAGAUUUUUGGAAUUUGUUUAGCACAAAAUCUUGUGAGUGACAUUGAAGCGGUGAGAGAGAGCUGUUUGUUUACUUAAAACCUACUACGGCAUCCUAAAAUGCAAGAAGCAUGUACCAAGUCUCUCCAGCUUGGAUGUCACCCAUGAAGGGAAAUUACUGGAAGGGAAACAAUUUUAACGUAAUUUGUUAAAAUGAUCAAGUUGAUUGGGCUAUGUCUAGAAUGAAAACCUGUGCGCCUGUGUAUAUAACAGUUUUUAAUGGAGUUAUUUGUGCUCCCAUUUUUGAAUGAAGCACAACCUCUGAGACCUCAUGAAGCUGACAUUUAACUACCAAUGUUGAACCAAUUCUUCGUAGGCAGCGCUGAUGGUGCUAUGGUAGUACUAUCGCUUAUGGAUGAGGAAUCACAUCACAGCUCCUGAAGGAUCAUUAGAAAGUUAAGGGAUGUCUUUAACUCUUACUAACAGGAAUUACAUUGUAUACAGGUAUUAUAAGCGAGGGCUUCAUGCUUCAGAGGUAGUGCUUUGCUCAGAAUAAGCACUUGGUUCUCUACACGUCACAAGUGCAGUUUUAACACUGCAUAUGAAGGUGAUGUACGAAGGUGAACUGAUUCUGACAAUGCACUGCAUGCCUUUUGUCUGUUGAUAGGACAUUGGCCAAUUUAACUUUAUUUCAUUAAUGUUAAAUAUUUUGAAGUAUUUGUAAAAUAGUUACAAGUGUAGUGUUAAAUGGCUGCUUAGCACUUUGUGGAAUGUUUGACAGAACCUACUUAGAAGCUACAGAGGAGAUUGGUAUUAGCCCUGUUACAGUUUCCAAGCGCUCAUCCUUAAUUUCCAAGACCUAUCUAGUGUUUUAUGAUGCCGAGACAGAUAACGUUUACUCAUGAUUCUUCACAUGAUACGACAGACAUAAUUCAUUUGUAGCAAGUGCUAUUUCAAGAUGCAUUUUGUAAGGUAUUAGGCAGUGAAAGAAGGUGAAAUGUAUUCAUGAAUCGAUAGGGGUCGAUAAUUAAAGCCAAAAACAUUGAAGCUAAAAGCAAGAACAUUGUCGUGUCCCACUACAGCUCCUAAAUGGCUCUACUAGCAUGUAGCUAAUGACUGUUACACGGCUUUUUUUUUGUGCUUUUUUUUUUUAGCCAGUUGUUUGUUACCAGACACAACUGAAUAGCUAGCUAGCUACCAACAGUGCUCAAGUUCACAUAUCCAGGCAAAUGCCUUUUUACAGGUGCAGGAGGUUGACCAUCAUACAAAUUUUACAGACUGCGUUCAUAGUUUAAGGAGGUUAGCUUAUAUUGUUCCAGAACUUUCUGACCCUUUCCAAAAGCAGCUUGAGAAACGGUGUGUGUUUUUGCACAUUGUAAAUGGUUUAUUGCUUCUUGCACAUAUUUUUUUGUUGUUGUUGCUCAGUGCUUAUUGAUUUUAUGUUUUAUGAAUUAUGAAUGUCUGUUUCCUUAAUGAAAUCUUCCUAUAUAAUUGUUUGCCUACCUAUCUUUUCAUGUUCACUUAUAAGUUUUCACAGAGGAAUCUGAUCCAUUCAUUCACAUCACAGUUUGUUCCAAGGCCUACAAUGGCAUCCUGUCAACUGGUGGUAGUCACCUGAAGACUGAAGACAGACACACUGCUCAGUAUAUACUUGACAACUAGUGCUGAAAGGCUAUCUCACCAGCAAUUUUAACCUCAAAUUGAGAGAAAAUGCAUACCGUAGCAAUUUCUCAAAUCAUUAUGUAGUCUCAAUACUUCAGUGCUAAUCAAAGUUGAUCUAACCCACGUCUAGAUGGAUAACUUUAGCCUGUUGCAGGAGAGCCAAACAUAUUCCUCUGCAGUGUCAUUUGCUUCACACUUGUAAAACUCGGGCCACUGCACAACUGAUACAAUGCCAAGGUGUAGGAAAACCAGUGAUUGUUUUUAGUAUGAAGGCUGAGGCGGAACUACCGCUGUCUUGUAAGAAAUACCGCAGCAAUAUUAAAUCUGCUUUUUUCCACUGAAAGCUUUACUACAUUCCUCAUUACUUCACAGUGCCAUAAUUGUGACUAGGUUCAUACUCUUGAUUAUAAUAUAUUAUAAUUUUGUUUCAUGUUCAUUUGUAAUUCAUGUAUAUAAUUAGAUAAUGCAAAGUUGUAAAAAAUAUCUGAAUAAAUGUGGAUCUUUGCAGAUUUUUAGAUAAGUGCCUUGUGUUGGUUAAUUUCAUAUCAUGUGCAGCUAUUCAUGCCCCACUAAAUAAUUAUUAUUUUGUCAAUUUAGUCAUGCAGUUAUGUGCGGGUGGCUGUAUAGAAACACAAUAUUUGUUCUCCUUAGUGUGGAUUAUGCCUCACUACCUCAAUGGUCAUUACAGAAUAUAGGCUUGCAGCAGGUGGAAGAAGUUAAAACUACAAACUACUCGGUGUCAAGUUAUUUGCAAUUAUGAUCUUUUCAGAUGGAAAAAAAUGGUAAAUGGACUGUAUUUAUAUAGUGAUUUUCUAGUCUACAGACCACUCAAAACGCUUUUCAGUGUAUGCCUCACAUUCACCCAUUCACACACACACACACACACACACACACACACAUUCAUAAACUUGGAUGGUGGAGGCUGCCAUGCAAGGCGCCAACCUGCUCAUCAUAAGCAGUUAGGGUUUCAGUGUCUUGCUCAAGGACACUUUGACAUGCUGUCUGGAGGAGCCGGGGAUUGAAACCAGCGAUCUUCUGAUUACUGAUGACCCACUAUACCUCCUGAGCCAUGCCGAACAUCGACAUCUCUGCCUCUGUCAAACAAACGCCUUACGGACCAUGUUCACGUAAAGCAUAUUAGGUCUUCACUGACUAUGAAGAUAAUCUUUCCAUAAGAAACACUUCUUUAUUUUUCAUGAGGGAAAUCAAUGGAUCUCUUUGUGUGCAAUGGUAUGUUAUUUUCAUUUACUGGCAAUACAAAACGAUUUUGGUUUUGAGUGGAUUCAUCCCUUUGAAAUGUUUUGGUUUUGACUAUAUCUCUGUUUUGUUUAUUAUAAUUGUAAGUGUGUAAAUUUUCUUACAGUAAAAUUUGU
Molecule: messenger RNA, 4092 nt
Organism: Lampris incognitus (smalleye Pacific opah)
Lineage: Eukaryota; Metazoa; Chordata; Actinopteri; Lampriformes; Lampridae
Product: tetraspanin-5
Exons: 10
Coding region: 338-1156 (272 amino acids)
Biological process (GO): protein localization to plasma membrane; regulation of vascular endothelial growth factor signaling pathway; protein maturation
Cellular component (GO): membrane
Source: RefSeq, a predicted model, not a curated record